Molecule: messenger RNA, 1642 nt
Organism: Helicoverpa zea (corn earworm)
Lineage: Eukaryota; Metazoa; Arthropoda; Insecta; Lepidoptera; Noctuidae
Product: serine/threonine-protein kinase pelle-like
Exons: 9
Coding region: 168-1604 (478 amino acids)
Biological process (GO): protein phosphorylation
Molecular function (GO): ATP binding; protein kinase activity
Source: RefSeq, a predicted model, not a curated record
AGCAAACGCGGGACACCCUGUUACUCAUAAGAAACUGCGAGACCAUAACAAACGCAAUUUUUAUUUAUUUUACGCAAUAUUUUUUGGGAAAAAAAGUAUCAAAAGCGAAUUAUUCGGUAGUUUAAUUGACUUUGUUGCCCCUUGAGUCGAUGGGACAAUAAAUAAAAAUGUACACUAAUGAAUUGCCGUACGAAAUAAAUAGGGAGUUAUGCAGACUCCUGGAUUUCGAAAAUUCGUGGAAGGACCUUGCAGGAAUUUGGAUGGAGUAUUCUCCUUUUGAAAUUACGUACAUGGAACAAACAGCACAUGGACAAGAGCGAUCACCAUCAGAAUAUUUAUUACAAAAAUGGGGACAAGGUGUACAUAAAGUAGAAGAACUUUUUCUUUAUUUGUACAAAAUGCAAUACCUGGAUGCUCUCGUGUGCCUAAAACCUGUCGUGAGGAAAGACUUGCACAGAAAAAUUAUUAAACUAAAAAAAAGUUUAAAUGCAAUGGAAAAAGAAAAAGAAAAUGAAAUGGAUAAGGGCUCAGAACAGACAAAUGGCAGUAUUAACUCAAUUCCUUGGAUUGUAAAGCAAAUAGAAAGGGGUGAGAAGCUGCCCAAUACAUCGUCUUUACAAAAUUUUUCGUCUAUGAAUAAUGACUCCAUGAACUUUAAUGAGAUAGCAUCAGUAACAUAUGGCAUAUCAACAGGGGAGAUCACGACUAGACAAGUGUUCGCUAUUCCUAAGAUCAGCUAUAAGGAACUGGAGGAGGCGACCGACAACUGGUCUGAAGACAAUCUAUUGGGAUCUGGUGGCUUUGGACAGGUGUUCAAAGGCGAGUGGAAGCACUUGACGGUGGCAGUGAAGCGUCUUCGCAACGAUCGUAACAGGGAACUGCUUCACGAGAUGACCCUCAAUAAGGCCCGACACGACAACAUACUGCCGCUCUACGGGUACUCGCUCGGAGAUUCAGAAGAAUGUGUUUUAGUAUGCCAGUUCAUGCCAGGAGGAUCGUUGCUACAACGAUUAAAAGGCAGGACUCACCCACCGCUCACUUGGUUGCAGCGAUAUAACAUAAUGCAUGGAGUUGCUCGAGGACUUUUGUACCUGCAUACAAUGCGAGAACCGCUCAUCCAUGGUGAUAUAAAGCCAGCCAAUAUCUUAUUGGAUGGAAACCUAACACCAAAGAUUGGGGACUUCGGUGCAGCUACUGUCUAUAGUAAUAAAUCGAACAAUGGAAAUGUACCAAAGAGCAAAAAACUAAACGGUUCAUGGCCGUACCUUCCUGGCGAGUACCUUCGCGAUCGUAAACCCACCCCAGCGGUCGAUGUGUUCAGUUUCGGCGUGGUGAUCUUAGAGGUCGCCACUGCACUACGCGUGAUCGACGAGACAAGGCCCCAACAACUGCUUUUAGCACACAUAAAGGAAUUGCUGAAGAAAGAUGUUGAUAUGGCGACCCUAGAAGACCCGGUGUUGCGCGGUUCUAUGCACACGAGCCCUGCAAUGUGCCGCGCCUUCAUCAACUUCGGCCUGCACUGCACCAAGACUUACAAACUACGACCCACCAUGCUCGAUGUGUUUAAAGAACUUAAUGAAAUGGAAAUACCUGUUAAUGACUAAAAAUGCUUCAAUUCAUAAAUAAAGUCUGAAUUCUUCGA